Molecule: messenger RNA, 2384 nt
Organism: Magnolia sinica
Lineage: Eukaryota; Viridiplantae; Streptophyta; Magnoliopsida; Magnoliales; Magnoliaceae
Product: DNA damage-repair/toleration protein DRT100
Exons: 1
Coding region: 349-2118 (589 amino acids)
Molecular function (GO): protein binding
Source: RefSeq, a predicted model, not a curated record
ACGUUCGGGAGGAAUUUAGAACUCGUGAUAGACAGACGCAUGACACGAAAAUCCAUGUGAAGGGAAUAAAAAGAAAGGGAAAAACAAAAUCCAAACAAAUUUCAAUUUCCUUCGAAAUCUCCGGCUAUAAAUAAAGGGCCCCCAAGUUCAAAAGCCUCCGGACAAUAUUCCCCCAAUUUUGAAUUUUCCUCACUUUUUCAUGAUUAUACCUUCCACCCUACGUGAAGAAACAAACACAAUAUCUGUAUUUGUAUUUUUCAUUCUCUCAAACCUGGAGCAACCCCACGACCAGAAAAACCAUAUAUUUUCCCAGCAAUCCGCCCAAACAGAUCCAGACCCACUUCCAAAAUGCAGAAUCUGAGAUGGGUUUUUCAGCUUUUCAUCAUCCUUCCCGCAGGCCUUCUUUUCUCCCAAUCCCUGGCCCAAACAGACACUCCUCCAGCUUGCUCAGCAUUAGACAGGACUGCCCUUCUCAGCUUCAAAGCCAGCAUCUUCAAAGACACCACAGGCAUUCUCUCUUCAUGGGUUGGAACAGAUUGCUGUGGUGCUUGGGAUGGCGUCGAAUGCAACCCAGAAACAGGAAGGGUUACUAGCUUGCAGCUGCAAAGGCCAGAAAGGGACAAUGCCCUUUACAUGAAGGGCACCUUGUCCGCCUCUUUGGGCAAUCUCCAGUUCUUGGAAGCGCUGGUCAUAAGUAGCAUGAAGGAGAUUAGAGGCACCAUACCUGAAAGCUUUUCAAAGCUGGCCCACCUCAAUCAGCUCUACCUUGAAAACAACAUGCUUGAAGGAUCUAUUCCUUCAAGCUUAGGUGAGUUGCCAUCGCUCAAGGCCCUUUCACUGAGUGGGAACCGUUUACAAGGACAGCUGCCCCCAAGUCUAGGACACCUCACUACCUUGCUGCAGAUGAAUGUAGGGAAGAAUCUCCUCACAGGUGCAAUCCCACCCACUUUCAGAAACCUCCAUACAUUGCAAUCCCUUGAUCUGAGCCACAACCUUCUAUCUGGGAGUAUCCCUGAUUUUGUAGGACAGUUCCAAAGCUUGACCCUUUUGGACCUUUCAAACAACCAAUUCUCAGGACAGAUGCCCAUUUCCUUGUGUAACUUGUAUAAUGUUAUGGACAUGUCAUUAGAACACAACAAUCUCACUGGUGCAAUCCCAAGUCAGAUUGGUAACCUGAAAUCCCUUAGCAGCCUCUCUCUUAGCCAUAAUUUUCUCACAGGCCACAUUCCUGAAUCCAUUGUCAGGCUACGAAAUUUGUGGCACUUCAAUGUUUCUAGAAAUGGGUUAUCAGAUCCAUUGCCUGCUGCUCUUGCAAAGGGCACCCAUUCCAUCCUGUCUAUAGACCUGUCCUACAACAACCUGCAUUUGGGGACUGUUCCUGAUUGGGUUAGGAAUACAGGCCUAACAGCUGUCCACCUUGCUGGGUGCAACCUCAAAGGAAGCCUCCCAAUCUUCACAAAACCUGAUUCUUUGAGCUCCAUAGACCUCUCUGACAAUUCUCUCACAGGGGGGAUUGGCCAUUUCCUCACAAACAUGACAGGCUUGCAGAAGCUGAAGCUCUCAAACAACAUGUUGAGAUUUGAUGUUUCAGAUAUUGUGUUGCCUGAUGGGCUCUCUUCUCUUGAUUUGCACUCAAAUCAGCUAUAUGGGUCCCUCUCAAGGCUCUUGCAGAACAACACCAGCAGCUUUUUAGAGGUUUUGGACCUCUCUAGCAACAGAAUCACGGGUGGGUUUCCCGAAUUUAGUGCAGAAAUUGGCUUGAAAUGGCUUGAUUUGUCAAGGAACCAGAUCACAGGUGAGAUCCCAGGUUCAAUCUCAAACCUCAAUGCCCUAGUGAGGUUGGAUCUUUCAAGGAAUCAGAUCAAGGGCAUCAUCCCUUCAAGUUUAGGGCAGUUGAGAGGAUUAGCAUGGCUGGACCUAUCAAUCAAUGUGCUUUCAGGCAAAAUCCCAGACAGCUUCAUUGGGCUAGGAGGCAUCAAACAUGCAAGCUUCAGGGCCAAUAUGCUGUGUGGGCAGAUCCCACAAGUAAGGCCCUUCAACAUCUUUCCUCCAGUUGCUUAUGCCCACAACAAAUGCUUAUGUGGCAAACCUCUGCCGCCCUGCAAGGGAAGAAACUAAUUGGGAAUCAGUCGGUAGGCUGCUGACUCAGCUGCCAGUGUGGCAUGAUCAUGCCACAACAGCUUAGCCAGAGUAAGAAAGUGAAGGGAUUGUUUCCAUUUGUAACAAUUAACACCCAUUAUUUUCCUUUUACUUAAGAUUUUCUUUCUUCACAAUAUAUAUUAUCUCUUUUCAAGUCUAUUGGAAUUACAACUGAUGCUGAUGGGCAUUUGCCCUUAAUAAAAAUCUUGCUUUGUAAGGGGGAGAAGCAAUGGGAGUUGAUUAGA